Ilex paraguariensis (yerba mate) is the source of this 438-nucleotide messenger RNA. NCBI's taxonomy places the organism in Eukaryota, Viridiplantae, Streptophyta, Magnoliopsida, Aquifoliales, Aquifoliaceae. The record is from the annotation of a GenBank genome assembly.
AUGUCAUUCUUGAACAAGGUAGAAUUGCUUGAACUAGCUGCACCCAGUCAUCAACACCAAUCACUCCAUCAAAGCAUCAAUGACAAAAACCUCUAUCCAAUUCUAGCCAGAAAAUCAGCUAUAGAAUUGGACCAGUCAUCAACACCAAUCAAAGCAUCAAUGACAAAAACCUCUAUCCAAUUCUGGCUAGAAAAUCAACUACAGAAUUGGACCAAUUCUAGCCAGAAAAUCAGUUACAGAAUUGGAACAGUCAUCAACACCAAUCACUCCAUUAAUGACAAAAACCUCGAUCCAAUUCUGGCCAGAAAAUCAGCUACAGAAUUCCCUCAUCCAAAUGCAUCCUAUAGAAACAUGAUCACUACAUCCUACACUCAUCCAAAUGCAAAACCAGCUACAUUUUUUUGCAAAUUCCCUGAACACAUGCUUCACUUGGACUAG